Messenger RNA from Dendrobium catenatum, 1058 nucleotides. Its product is annotated as thioredoxin-like protein HCF164, chloroplastic. Bases 86 to 871 code for a protein of 261 amino acids. The record is from RefSeq and is a predicted model, not a curated record. Gene Ontology annotation, biological process: cytochrome b6f complex assembly. The transcript is spliced from 4 exons. Gene Ontology annotation, cellular component: chloroplast thylakoid membrane. NCBI's taxonomy places the organism in Eukaryota, Viridiplantae, Streptophyta, Magnoliopsida, Asparagales, Orchidaceae.
GUCGAAGUUGUCCACUGUCAUUCUGCUUUCUCACUUCUUAGUUCUUUCGCCCAAGCUUGAAACAUCUAGUCGUGUUGUAACGUCCAUGGCUUCUAUGGCUUGCGGCUCCUUUAGCCUCUUCCAUGAGCGCGUCUCUCCUCUCCGUCCCACGACGCAUCUCCGGCGGUCUGCUGCUCGUUUCCGCCUAGUGGAGAAAUCUCGCAGGUCCCUACCGCCGCGUUACGAGGCCAACUCAGAACCCGCGGAUCCACCCGUGGCCGAUACUGCUUCGGAGCUUGAGUCUGUUGUGGUGGCCAAUUUUGGCGAAGAUAAUGGUGCCAACAUUUCCCAAAGUGAAUUGUUUCCAGCACUUCCAAAUAAAAGCAUCAACAGACGGAUUGCUCUGACUUCUACGGUUGCUGCAUUCGGACUCUUUUUAUCAUCUAGGCUUGAGUUUGGUAUUUCUUUGAAAGAUCUAUCGUCUGCUGCAGUACCAUACGAAGAGGCUCUUUUAAAUGGGAAGCCUACUGUUGUUGAGUUUUAUGCAGACUGGUGUGAAGUAUGCCGGGAACUAGCACCAGAUAUCUACAAAGUUGAAAACCAGUACAAGGACCGUGUCAACUUUGUUUUGUUGAAUGUUGACAACACGAAGUGGGAGCAAGAGCUUGAUGAAUUUGGUGUGGAGGGAAUCCCCCAUUUUGCCUUCCUGGAUAGAAAUGGGAACGAGGAGGGCAACAUUGUAGGCAGGCUUCCAAAGAAAUAUUUGCUUGAGAAUGUUGAGGCUCUUGCAAAAGGGGAGCCAUCAGUUCCACAUGCCCGGAUGGUCGGGCAAUACUCCAGUGCUGAAUCGAGAAAGGUGUAUCAGGUUACAGAUCCCAGAAGCCAUGGUUAGGUAUAUUUCCAGGCCUAUAGUUAUUUGUUAUUGUUGAAAAUUUUAUGCUGAUCUUCUUGCAAAUAUAAUGCUCUGUCAUAUAUUGUAAAUAUUUUUCUGCGAAAUUAAAAUGCUCAAUUGAUUGGAAGAGCCGACGCUCGUCUUUUAUUGGACAGAAAUCUGAUAAGAAAUUCCUUUGUGAAAAUCA